Messenger RNA from Apodemus sylvaticus (European woodmouse), 4465 nucleotides. RefSeq names its product beta 3-glucosyltransferase (gene B3glct). NCBI's taxonomy places the organism in Eukaryota, Metazoa, Chordata, Mammalia, Rodentia, Muridae. Gene Ontology annotation, cellular component: membrane. Gene Ontology annotation, molecular function: acetylglucosaminyltransferase activity. The record is from RefSeq and is a predicted model, not a curated record. The transcript has 15 exons. The coding region runs from base 172 to 1641 and encodes 489 amino acids.
UCGGCGGGCGGCUGUGAGCGUACACCAGGGCGCUCCCGAUCUCGGCCGCCAGAGGGCGCAUCCCGAGCCGGCGCGGCACCGGGAAGGAGGAGGGGAGCGCGAGAAGGGUCAGGCGCGCAGGGCGUCCGCGCAGCUCGGCUCCGGGAAGGGCGCGGAGCCUCCGCCGGCGGGAUGCGGCCGCCCGUGCUGCUGGCGCUGUUCAGCUGCUCCGCGGCUUUUGCUUUGGUGUCUGAAGAGAUAAAAGAAAAGGUCACGCCUUCUCAGGAUUUGAGGCAAAGUAGUCUACCAAGGAGACAUGACAUAGACUUAAAAGAAAUCGUGUUUGUCAUCCAGAGUCAAAGUAAUUCUUUUCAUGCCAGGAGAGCAGAACAGUUGAAAAGAAACAUCUUAAAGCAGGCUGCAAAUCUGACGCAGGAUCUCCCCAGAGUCCUCCUUCUCCAUCAGGUGGCGAAGCAGGAAGGUGCUUGGACCAUCCUUCCCCUGUUACCACACUUCUCUGUAACGUACAGCAAGAAUUCAACAUGGAUUUUCUUCUGUGAAGAAGAGACGAGAAUACAGCUCCCCAAACUCCUAGAAACGCUCAGACGAUAUGACCCAUCUAAGGAAUGGUUUUUAGGAAAAGCACUGUACGACGAAGAAUCGACGAUCAUCCACCAUUACGCCUUCUCUGAGAACCCGACAGUCUUUAAAUAUCCCGACUUCGCUGCUGGCUGGGCCCUUAGCAUCCCACUUGUGAACAAGCUUGCCAAGCGAUUGAAGAGCGAGGCCCAGAAGUCUGACUUCACAAUUGAUUUAAAGCACGAGAUUGCCCUCUACAUCUGGGACCAAGGCGGAGGACCGGCCCUCACCCCUGUGCCUGAGUUUUGUACUGAAGACGUGGAUCCCCGCUGCGUCACCACGUUCCAUUCUUUCCUACCUCUCUGUGGACUACCAGUAAAGAAGGAGGAGAUUUUUGUUGCAGUAAAAACAUGCAAGAAAUUUCAUGCUGACAGAAUACCCAUCGUAAAGAAGACAUGGGCGUCACAGGCCAGCCUUAUUGAAUACUACAGUGACUAUGCAGAAGCCGCUAUCCCUACUGUAGAUUUGGGAAUUCCCAAUACAGACAGGGGUCAUUGUGGAAAAACCUUUGCCAUUUUGGAAAAAUUUUUGAAUCGCAGCCACAACAAGAUCGCAUGGUUAGUCAUUGUGGACGAUGACACAUUGAUCAGCAUCUCCAGGCUCCGACACCUGCUUAGCUGCUAUGACUCCAGAGACCCAGUGUUUCUGGGUGAGCGCUAUGGCUACGGCCUCGGCACAGGCGGCUACAGCUACGUCACAGGAGGAGGCGGCAUGGUCUUCAGCAGGGAAGCUGUCCGGAGACUUCUCGUGAGCAACUGCCGAUGCUACAGCAAUGACGCUCCCGACGACAUGGUCCUGGGCAUGUGCUUCAGUGGGGUGGGGAUUCCUGUGACACACAGCCCCCUCUUCCAUCAGGCUCGGCCAGUAGAUUACCCCAAGGACUACCUCUCCCAUCAGAUUCCAGUAUCAUUUCACAAACAUUGGCACAUUGACCCAGUAAAGGUGUAUCUCACAUGGCUGGCACCCAGUGAGGAAGACCAAGCCUCUCGGGAAACACAGAAGGACCCAAGAGAAGAAUUAUAGAAUGGAGUCUGGGGCAGGAGGAUAUAAGAGAUUCACCUUGUCUGGACCAGCUGCUUGUGAAACGGACACUUCCCAGACCUCACGGAAAUAUGAUAUUUUCUGGAUGUGUAGACUCAUAAGGGAAACUCAUAAGGAAGCUUAUUUGGAUUGAUGUCGUAAUUGUAACAGCAAUUCUCGUGCCUAUUUCAGCCCACCAUGGGCUGUGACACAGUAGCUUUUUGACUGUCUUAGGAAAUAAAUGGUACCUGAAGUCCUUUUCUGUUUUCUUCAUUGUAACAGGGACCCUAAUACAAGAAUGUGACUGGUUAUCAUUCCACAUAAACAUUGAGUUGUUUGAAAUGGAUAUUGCUAAAGGAAUGAACCUUUAAUCCAGUGGUUCUCAACCCGUGGGUCGCGACCCCCCCAGGAGCGGAAGUGGUCGCGUGUCAGGUAUCCUGCAUAUUAGGUAUUUGCAUUGCGAUUCGUAAUGGUAGAAAAAUUACAGCUAUGAAGUAGCAGGGAAAUGUUUUUUAUGGUCGUGGGUCCUCACCACAACACAAAGGAACUGUAUUAAAGAGUCAUCUCCUUAGAGAGGUUGAGAACCAGGACUUUAAAUGGUCCUAUUGUGAUGGAAAUUGGUUCCCAAGCACUCAGUAGGAAAGAAGCUGAUUGGUAAAACCUAAAACUCAAUAUGAACGUGGCCCUUUCACCUAUUCUGCUGGUUGCACCCCCAAAACAGACUCAAGGCCAUCUGGUGAAGCCUCUGCACCCUGCCAGCCUCCCCAGCGCUCUCCCGUGUAGAGUGGGCAGAGUGUCACCGGAAGUUACGGUGCUGCGGUGCUGGGUUGACUCUUCUGUGUCUUCAGUGGGGAUGGGAGUCUGGUGAUGUGUGCUGCAUCUGGAGCUGGCCUGCUCCUCUUGCGUUUCUCUGGGUGUGUUACAUAGUAACUUCUUCUGGCUUAGGCGGGACCACCUCCGUCCUGGCCCUCAUGAGAGGACAGCAUGGGGCUUGGUAGUCGCUCUGGGCUUUUAAAGAAUUGAAAUUCAGAACGUGUUUGAAAGCAGUCCUCAUUUUCCCGUUACACCUUUUCUUAUUAUGUCGUAAUUUAACAAUUCAGUAUUAAUAUUAAAAAAAAAAGAGUACUGUGUAUUAAUGUUUAAAGUAAGAUGAUGGUUUUGUUAUAUAAAGGUCUUUGCACGUGGUUUGCUCUCAAGCUCUUAAGGUUGUAUGUUAUAAUCCUUUCUUUUUUUUAUUUUUUCAUUCUGUACUUCAUUAACCUUACUUAUAAGGCUCCUAAACCCCUAUAGCCUUUAAAGCCACACCAUCAAAAAUACACGUGUGCUUAUUUCUUUUAACAAUGUAUAUUUCUAUGUAGCUUUUGACUCAUGUCCAAAUUGAUGCAAUAGUAUUUAUCAUCCUUUCCCCAAAUUAAUAAGCACCAGGACUGCUGUGUGGCCUGCUACUUCUGGUCUCUGGUGGAACACAGUCUGUGAAAACUGACUUUGUGGUUCAGCCAGAAACUGGAUGGUCAAGCUCAUGAAAAGGACCAUAAUGGUUCCUGGGUGUCCUUCUGAUGGCUCCUGCAUCAUUGCUGAUGCAGCUGUGGGUGUGGCCAUGGUUAUCACAGUACUUACCUUCUUGAUGGUGCAGUGAUACCCCCCGCAGACCUGGCUGCUACCCCAGUACAGAACAGGGGAUUCCUCAGCCCACCCCACCACCUCUGCUCCUGAAGUGUUACCAGCCAGAGAACAGAGAAAGUUUUAUUUAGCUGGACAGAAGCUCCCACAUCUAAAUAUGAAUGAAGAACUGUCCAAUCUUUCUUGUCUGUUAUGACCUGUGCCCUCUUUCCCACCCAGGAUCCCUCGCUGGUAUUUCUAGCUAUGGGGUUAAGUAUGUUUCCCUUUUGGAGUUACAGGAGCCUUGACAUGAAUACAAUGUUUUCACUUACUUCUGACCUUGCAUUUUAUCUGUUUCUUGAGGCUAGAUGGGGUGUGGGGAGGAGAGCGCAGGACAGGUGUUGAGAAAUUGGGAACACUGGCAGAUUAGUAAGGCAAUCAAUGCAAACUAGACAUCUUAGGAAAAAGCAAAGAAAUAAAAAAAAAACUACAGUUUAUAUAAAGGUAUUAUGUUUGAUAUAUAGCAAAUGACAAGCCCUAUUUGAACACCAACUGAGAAUUGAUAUCUUAAAACAAAAAACAAAACCUUAAUUUUGAGCCUGGAUUUUUCAGGGCACAUGCUAUCCUCUUUGCUGUUCUUUUCCCCUUUAAGUAAGGAUUUCUUUGCCAGUGGAUAUUUUUAUCCUAAGGAUUUAGUACCAAGGAUUUAUGGAUGGAAUUACCUGGUAGGUCAUUUUUACUUUUAAGCCAUUUCUCAUGACCCAGCACAUCGCCUGACUGUAGGAUUUUUACAUCUUACAGCUAAAUCAGAAGUCGAGACACAAAAAUAACCUUUGUCGAGUGCUUGGGAACAUAAUGGCUCAGCAACCCGAGUUACAAUGUUCUCUGCCUGUGCCCUGAUUGAUCGACGGCAUCUAGUACGUCGCAUCCAUCACGGUUAUUGAUGUGUAUUGAGAGCCUCUGAGAUUCACAACACAGCAGACAUGUGUAAGAACAUUUGUGGUGCCUCCGUCCAUAGAUGUGUCAAUUCUGUAGAAGAAAAUCAAUCAAUGUAUCAUUAAGUACACUAUAGCAGACUUACAGAGGGGCUUUGUCCCUGCUGUCUUUGAAUGACAGGCCUGAAAAGGUGCUAUUUAUUGUUUAUGUCCCCAAGCCCUCUAAGCAAGUCACCUGCAAAAUGUGUCCUCCUCCUGUCUAUAGAAUAAAAAUAAAGGCUUUGUUUCUGGUA